Strigops habroptila (Kakapo) is the source of this 950-nucleotide messenger RNA. RefSeq names its product eukaryotic translation initiation factor 5A2 (gene EIF5A2). NCBI's taxonomy places the organism in Eukaryota, Metazoa, Chordata, Aves, Psittaciformes, Psittacidae. Gene Ontology annotation, biological process: positive regulation of translational elongation; positive regulation of translational termination. Gene Ontology annotation, molecular function: translation elongation factor activity; RNA binding; ribosome binding. The record is from RefSeq and is a predicted model, not a curated record. The coding region runs from base 182 to 643 and encodes 153 amino acids. The transcript has 6 exons.
GCGGGGCUGGGCGGUGCGCGGUGCGCGCGCUCUCCGCCGCCUCUUCCCGCCGCCCGCCGCAGUGGUCGGGCGCGUGUGCGCGGCGCCGUGCCCCGCCGUGCCCCCGCCCCACCCGGUACCGGCCUCACCGCCACCCCCGACCGGCCUCGCAAGCCCCCACGCCACCAGCCCCCCCGCCGCCAUGGCCGACGAGCUCGACUUCACCACGGGCGAUGCCGGCGCCUCCUUCACGUACCCCAUGCAGUGCUCGGCGCUGCGGAAGAACGGCUUCGUGGUGCUCAAGGGCCGCCCCUGCAAGAUCGUGGAGAUGUCCACCUCCAAGACGGGCAAGCACGGCCACGCCAAGGUCCACUUGGUUGGUAUUGAUAUCUUCACUGGUAAAAAAUAUGAAGAUAUUUGCCCAUCAACUCAUAACAUGGAUGUUCCAAAUAUCAAGAGGAAUGAUUACCAGCUGAUAGGUAUUCAGGAUGGGUAUCUCUCCCUGCUGACAGAAAGUGGUGAAGUUCGUGAGGAUCUAAAGUUGCCAGAAGGGGAUCUUGGCAAAGAAAUAGAAGGAAAAUUCAAUGCCAAUGAAGAUGUGCAGAUAUCCGUCAUAAGUGCAAUGAAUGAAGAAUGUGCUGUAGCCAUAAAGCCUUGCAAAUAAAGAGGAUCACCAGGCUCGGGCAACUGCUCAGAAAACCCCUGCUGUCCUGUGCUGUAUAUUUAACCGUUACCUGUUGUUCAGUGUGGCUUUCAAAACUCUGGGGAAAGAGGAAUGAUGGUGACGACUUGUUUUCCUGAUGCUGGUGGAAACCAAACCCUGUAACUGGUGUGAGCUGGGGGCAGCAGCCCUGGUGGUUCACGUGUCUGUUUUGGAAGCUGUAUUGUUGUCAACGCCAUGCCAAUGAUCAGGGGGAAGAUGUAUGUGCAUUGUUUUGCUCCAGAAAUAAUAAAGAUGUCAGUGCUGUGGG